CUGAGGUGCACAGGGGUCAUCUGCACUGCAGCGGAACUAAAAGUGGAAGAUCCUUGCUCCUGUCUCUUCUCCUUUCUUGACCGUCCAGGGGGAAAAAGACAGAAUGGUGGAGGCUUUCUGUGCUACCUGGAAGCUGACAGACAGUCAGAACUUUGAUGAGUACAUGAAGGCUCUAGGUGUGGGCUUUGCUGUUAGGCAGGUGGGGAAUGUGACCAAACCCACCGUGAUCAUCAGCCAGGAAGGGGACAGAGUGGUGAUCAGAACCCAAAGCACGUUCAAGAACACAGAAAUCCGUUUCCAUCUGGGAGAAGAGUUUGAUGAAACAACUGCAGAUGACAGAAACUGUAAGUCUGUUGUGACUCUGGAUGGGGACAAACUUGUGCAUGUGCAGAAAUGGGACGACAAAGAAACACGUUUUGUAAGAGAGAUGAAGGGUGACCAGAUGGUUAUGACCCUCACCUUCGGCGAGGUGGUUGCCAUCCGCCACUACGAGAAGGCCUAGUCAGGCAGCCGCUCCUGGUUGGGAGAUCCUUUUUGUUUUGUUUCCUGUUGAAUAAAGUUUCAGUGACAUCCUGCUAAUCACUAAUUAGAAGGUUUCUCUUGGUGUAAAGUGGAAAAUAAUGACUUAAAAACAUAAAAAUAUGUUACUCCAGCCAUGUUUUGAUCUGCAAAUUCAUGUUUUAUAACUUGUUUUUACAUUUCAAGUCAUGUUUUAAAAUCAAGAAGUGAUUACAUUUUGUACUUUCUCUUGGAAUGUAUAUCAAACUGGAAUAAACCUUACACAAC
Messenger RNA from Echinops telfairi (small Madagascar hedgehog), 786 nucleotides. RefSeq names its product fatty acid binding protein 7 (gene FABP7). NCBI's taxonomy places the organism in Eukaryota, Metazoa, Chordata, Mammalia, Afrosoricida, Tenrecidae. Gene Ontology annotation, molecular function: fatty acid binding. The record is from RefSeq and is a predicted model, not a curated record. Gene Ontology annotation, cellular component: nucleus; cytosol. The coding region runs from base 104 to 502 and encodes 132 amino acids. Gene Ontology annotation, biological process: fatty acid transport. The transcript is spliced from 4 exons.